CUGUUAAAGAUUCGCCUUGAAGCGGAUUGGUUCAGUCAUCUGCUGCUGUGAAGCUGAUUGGACGGUCGUUUUCUUUCUGUGAUUUUGUGUGUCAGGUUAGCAGAGCCCAGCAGCUGAGAGCAUCAAUAGAAAUCAGCCACAUCAGGGCAGCAUCAGCACCGACUGUGGAGCCCCUCUGUACACGAAACUGAACACGUUACGACAAAGAUUCCUCCCUCCGCUCGGGUAAUUUUAGACAAAAGGACGCAUCUGCACAGCAAUGGGGGUUCCUAGUCGACAGGAGUUUUUUCAGGAGCUGCCCUCCGGCUGCCUGCUUCCUACUGCCCAACAGGGUCUGCAGCAAGUUUGGCAGUUAUUGCUCAUUUGCUUGGUGUGCAGACUGCUAUGGAGAAUUGACAGACUGCCCUCCUGCAUAAAGCAUUUGAGUACAAUUGCAGGUGGCUUUUACACACUGUACCUGUUCUUUGAGCUUCACAUGGUGUGGGUGGUGUUGCUCAGCCUUCUCUGCUACCUCAUCCUCUUCCUAUGCCGACACUCCAACAGCCGUGGCCCCUUCCUCUCAAUCACUGUACUUAUCUACCUAUUGCUAGGGGAGCUGCAUAUGAUGGACACCAACAGUUGGCAUAAAAUGAGAGGCUCGCAGAUGGUAGUAGCCAUGAAGGCGAUCUCUCUUGCCUUUGACUUGGACAAAGGCACUGUGGAGAGUGUACCUUCCCCAGUGGAGUUUAUGGGUUAUGUUUACUUUGUGGGGACGGUUAUAUUUGGGCCUUGGAUCAGCUUCAACAGCUACAGAGAAGCAGUAGAAAGCCGGAAACUUAGUAUCUCCUGGUUUAUGAAGGUGAUCUGCAGCUGGAUGAAGAGUCAACUCUGCUUGGUCGUCUCCAACUGUGUUGCUCCCUAUCUCUUCCCUUACUUUAUCCCAAUCAUGGGAGACAAACUACUUCGCAAUAAGAAGAGGCGAAAAUUCAGAGGCUCUAUUGCAAGGUGGUUGCUGGCCUAUGAAAACACAAUGUCGUUCCAUUUUAGUAACUACUUUGUGAGUUACUUCAGUGAAACCACCACUACACUGGCAGGUGCUGGCUUCACAGAAGAGAAGGAUCACCUUAAGUGGGAUCUUGCAGUAGCUAAACCACUAAAUGUAGAGUUUCCAAGGUCUAUGGUGGAGGUUGUAACUUCUUGGAAUCAGCCCAUGUCUCGCUGGCUCAAUACCUAUGUGUUCAGGAAGGCUCUGAAACUUGGUACAUUUCAGGCUAUCCUCCUCACCUAUACAGCCAGCACUUUGUUGCAUGGAUUAAGCUUCCACAUUGGAGCAGUGUUGGUAACCCUUGGCUUCAUGACAUAUAUUGAGCAUGUGUUGAGGAAAAGGUUGUCUACCAUCUUAAACGCGUGUGUCCUCUCAAAGAGAUGCCCACCAGACUGCAAACACCAAAACAAGAAGGCAUUUUGGGUGUACAUUAUUAAUGGAAGCUUUAGUGUGCUAGCAGUGAUCCACCUAACCUACCUGGGCUCAGUCUUCGGCUCCAGCACUGAUGAUAUAGACUCAGAUGAGGAUGUCCUAGGUGGUCACACUAUCCAUAAAUGGACAGAGUUGAGUUGGAUCAGUCACUGGGUGACCUUUGGCCUUUGGGUUGUGUAUCGCCUUAUAAUGUGAACACUGACACUUGAGCAGUCAGAGAAAUUGACUUGAGAAGAGGCAAAUAAUAAACAGGCUCAUCAUUUGGAUCUGCCAUGGUGGCAGUCCUAGGUCUACAUGACGUCACUGUGAAAUGUAAAUGCACUGGACCGGAGAAGAAAAUCCUUAACCAAUCCUGAGAAGACUUUGUCUACACUGCUUAUCAUCAGAGUUUUUUCAGUUAAAGCCCUGAGGAACAUGAGCACGGAAUACUCCAUAAGUUUCUCUUUCCUUUUUUAAGUACUACAAAAGAGCUCAACACAUUGUUAAAGCCAAAUCAAUCUUACAAGAGUAAUCAGCAGUUUGUGAACGGAGAAACCACCUUUAGUCUUUUUUUGUAAUAGAUAAAACCUACUUUGAAAUUUUAAUAAGUAAAUGUUACAUUGCUUCAAAGCUACUUAAAUGAAGACAGUGUAUUUUUAGUCUAAGGGUAGUGUCUUGUACAUUCUCUAUUACUAGUAUUGUCAUUCAAGAUUUUUUUACUGCAGCGAUGUGUUACAAAAUGAGUUUGAAGUAUUUUCACACAUCGGUUCUGGGUUAGUUAACCUUUUAAUAGCCACUGAUGAUGCUACACUACUAUUUAGCUGAAACCAGAAUCACCCCUCUUCUCACAGUAUUCCCCAGUCAUUCUGGAUAAACACUAAACAGUCCCAAAGCCUAGAGAUGGUUAAAUAAUCUGAAAGUUAGACUGACUUUGGUAUUUAGACAUCCAAAAGUUCUCAAAGCCAGUUUCUUUAUCAUAACAGCCAUAGUAUAAGCUAAAAUUAUAUAAUAAAUUCAAAAGUCUUAUAGAAUACUUUCUUCCUAGUAAUACAUACGGUGGCGGAGAAGUACAGAUUGUUUGUCUAGUAAGACUUUGCUACCCCAACAGGGCGGUCUCAAGCACAAAUGACAUACAUUUAACCACAGUACAUAAUCUUUAAUUCAAACGUGAUCAGCGCAUGCUGAUAUUUGCCUCUUUUACUGACCAACCUCCAGAAAAUCAUGUUUACCAUUGAAUUUAUUAUUUUUUAUCCUGCUCAUGAGCCUCAUGAACAUUUUCUUGAUGUGAAACUGCUCUGAUUUUGGACUGUUUACAGGGAGAUUAAAAAAUCCUAUUUGUGUCCAAUGCUGAGUGGCGAAAGAAUCCAAGGGAUUUGAUUAGUUAUUGAAAUGUUAUUCACUGUCAUGUUAUUGCAGAUCACUCUACCUUUUAUUCUAAUAUUUUAGUCCAAUACCCUGUGGCACAUAAAAAGGAUAGUAUUGAAAGCUAUAGAGAGCGAAAGGUAAUCAAUUCCCUUUAUUAUUUUUGUUUGUGUUUUUUGUAGGUGUAGUUCAGACAUUAUUGUUGUGACAAUUUAGAUUGUCUGGUUAAUUCAUAUUAAAAUGUGCCAAGCGGAGUAAUGAACUUAUUAAUAUUUCAUUAGUCCCCAGCCCAAGUGUUGUUUGUAAUUUUUUUCCAUCCUGAAAUUUUUAUUCACAAUUCAUCCAUCCAUUAUGUCAUGAGCAUUUUUAUCACCUCCUUUUGUUAAAGAAUAAUUAAUAAAAAGUUUGUACU
Molecule: messenger RNA, 3209 nt
Organism: Pygocentrus nattereri (red-bellied piranha)
Lineage: Eukaryota; Metazoa; Chordata; Actinopteri; Characiformes; Serrasalmidae
Gene: porcn
Product: porcupine O-acyltransferase
Exons: 15
Coding region: 260-1651 (463 amino acids)
Biological process (GO): protein palmitoylation; canonical Wnt signaling pathway; Wnt protein secretion
Cellular component (GO): endoplasmic reticulum; membrane
Molecular function (GO): Wnt-protein binding; palmitoleoyltransferase activity
Source: RefSeq, a predicted model, not a curated record